Aureobasidium subglaciale EXF-2481 is the source of this 1476-nucleotide messenger RNA. RefSeq lists its product as uncharacterized. Gene Ontology annotation, biological process: intracellular signal transduction. Lineage: Eukaryota; Fungi; Ascomycota; Dothideomycetes; Dothideales; Saccotheciaceae. Bases 1 to 1476 code for a protein of 491 amino acids. The transcript has 4 exons. The record is from RefSeq and is a predicted model, not a curated record.
AUGCAUCAAACCUCGUCUCGUCUGCUGCGUCAGACCGACGAUGACCGUCCUUUCACCAGAGAUCUCAAGGAUCUUUUCUCCACGCUGAUGGUCAGCUUGCCCUUGACCCCCCACCGAGUCCGCUUCACAAAGGUCGAGCACACCUUUACUACCGAUGAAGCUCUGACCAACCUUGGUUCUCUCAAAUUCUCCCAGUCCAACCGCAUGCCCGACCCAAAGGACCCCUCCAGAAUUGUCACCACCACCACCACCACAACUUUCUCUAUGGCCAAGGAGAUGGCUCGCACCGUCUGCAACAGAUUUGUCGAGGCGAGAUUUGUGGAAUCCCUCGAUGGCAAGACAGACUUCAGCUCAAGGAGUUCCGUAUGGCAAUUGAGCCCCAAGGGUAUGCGUGUUCUCACUCGCUUCUGUCAGCGUAAUGGCAUCCACCAACGUCACGUCAACGAACUGCUGGACUCUCCUCGCAACACCAUGCAACUCGUCAUCCUCGAACGUGUGCCCGACAACGAUAACAUCAACAUCGACCGCGGAACCAUCGAGGUUGUUUUUAGACGUUUCUGUGGCGAGGAAGGCCCCAACCUCAAGAGCACCGCCACCGCAGACUCCGAGUCGAUACAUGAUUAUGCAACUGGCCUGGUCGGAGUACAUAUGAUGAGAUCCCGUAAGCAGUUUGAGAAGGACACACCCUACAUGUUCACAGGCAAGUCCGCGCUCGACUGGCUCAUGGACUGCUGCAUGGUGGUAAACAGAAAGGAAGCAUGCGACAUUGCUCAGCAAUUCAUGGUUCACCAACUGAUCGUCAACCUCACUGAAGAACGCAACUCACCAGCUGCCUCUCGUUUCCAGCCCCUCAAGACGGCGCAUUACGGUGUUACUGAGAAGGGUAUGAGAAUUGCUGGCUGGGUCAGAAGUCCGAACGGAUCUAUCAAUGGCGAACCCGUUGUCGUAAAGCUGCCCCCUGGUGUCGCUCGUGAUUCCAACACCACCAGAAUGUCACAAAUCAUUCACGACCCAGCUCAGCGCCUCGUGUUCCGCGAGUUCCUACAAGAGACUCACUGCGAGGAGAAUCUCACAUUCUAUCUCGAAGUCAGAAGCUUUCUGUUAGACUACAACUCUGCCAAACGCUCGGUUCCGGCUCCCCGUCUGGAUCUCAUCCGCGAAACCCUGGCUUCGGCAUACAGUCUGUACAAUGCUUUCCUGGCUCCGGGUUCGCCGUGUGAGCUGAACAUUGAUCACAAUCUACGUAACGCUCUCGCUAGCCGCAUGACCCGCGCCGUAGGUGAAGACACCGAAAUGAUUGCCAGCUUGGACGAGGUCGCCACUUUGUUUGACCAGGCUCAGACCAGUGUAUUCAAGCUUAUGGCUAGUGAUUCGGUGCCCAAGUUCAGCAGAGACCCCAAGUACAUCAGAAUGCUUGAAAAUCGUACCAACUACGACCAAAUGAACGCAGCCUUUUCUGCUGCCUCGGUCUCAUAA